This is a messenger RNA of Cucurbitaria berberidis CBS 394.84, 2104 nucleotides long. Its product is annotated as cytochrome P450. NCBI's taxonomy places the organism in Eukaryota, Fungi, Ascomycota, Dothideomycetes, Pleosporales, Cucurbitariaceae. The transcript is spliced from 3 exons. The coding region runs from base 371 to 1960 and encodes 529 amino acids. The record is from RefSeq and is a predicted model, not a curated record. Gene Ontology annotation, molecular function: oxidoreductase activity, acting on paired donors, with incorporation or reduction of molecular oxygen; iron ion binding; monooxygenase activity.
CCGCCGAUGAUAAGCACGUCAAAAUACUCAAGAGGAAGAGAGUGGCCCUUCAGUCGUCUCCCCCUUUAAGCCGUUCGCCGAACUUUUUGCCCUUCGUAUUUUGAUGUUCGCCCAACCUACCUUUGCUGGGGCGCUCGUGUCAACCUACUCCGCCGGACGCUCGCCUCAAGCCGCCUUCCGCUAGUCCGCCAAACUCACAGCAAGCUAGUGAGUAUCCCUGGUAUUGGCAAAGCGGUCUAGAGUUUAGGGGUCCAUAGGCAUUGCAGCUAUUUGAUAAAAACAUUGGGCCGCAAUUCAGUCUUACUUGACCUUCCAAUCUUCUUUCUUUCUGUAUCUUCAGGUUCAGACCUCUUGAUUCUCCACAGUCACCAUGGCGGUUUUAUCGACCUUUGGGCUGUUUGCUCUUUUUGGCAUUGUUGUUGCGUAUGUAAUCAAUCGCUUGACACAGUCGAACAAUGGUCGCGGCCGGCCACUGCCUCCAGGUCCCAAGGGCUUGCCGCUGCUUGGUAAUGUCAACGACCUGCCAAAACCUGGGAUGCUUGAAUGCCACCACUGGCUGAAGCACAAGGAUUUAUAUGGCCCCAUUAGCUCUAUCACGGUACUCGGCCAGACGUUUGUUAUUAUCAACGAUGCACAGAUUGCAAUCGAGAUGCUCAGAGACCGGGCGGCCCUUCACUCUGCUCGUCCGCACAUGGUCUUCAGCAGUGAUAUGAUUGGAUGGAAGAACACUCUUGCCUUCAGCGGCUACACGGAUACCUUCAAGCUUCACCGGAAGAAUAUCGCCAAGGUUGCGGGCAGCACCACUUCCCUGAAAGUGUUCGAUCGUGUUCAGGAGGAGGAGGCUGUCCAUUUUCUCCUCAAUCUUCUGUCUUCUCCGGAAAACUUGUUCGAUCACAUCAAGAAGGAAGCUGGAGCAGUUAUCCUAAAGAUUACCUAUGGCUACAACGCAGAGCCGCAUGGCAAAGAUCUUCUCGUGGAUAUGGCGGGCAAGACUAUGCAUGAGUUCGCCGACGCAACGGUUGCUGGAAAAUGGCCUGUAGACAUUAUGCCUUUCUUGAGAUAUGCCCCCGAAUGGCUGCCGGGUACUGGGUUCAAAGCUACCGCCCGCGCGAUGACUGCUCAACUACGACAAACCACCGAGCAGCCCUACGAGUUCGUCAAGCAGCAAAUGCGCGAAGGAAAACACAAGACGUCAUUUUUGUCCCAGGCUAUCGAGAAUUCUACUCCUGAGAUGGAGCAACUUCACAAAUGGUCUGCAUCGUCCAUGUACCUCGGCGGCGCCGACACGACUGUCUCCGCUCUAAUGACCUUCUUCUUGGUUAUGACCCUGUACCCUGAUGUUCAGAAGAAAGCUCAAGAGGAGCUCGAUCGCGUCAUCGGAAGUGGUCGUCUACCUACCAGUGCCGACAAAGGAACCCUGCCAUACAUCGACGCAGUCGUCAACGAAACACAUCGCUGGCAUCCAGUUGCACCCAUGGCACUGCCCCAUUCCAGCACUGAGGAGGAUACUAUUCGAGGCUACCGCAUUCCCAAGGGCGCACUCUUGCUCCCGAACAACUGGUGGUUCACUCACGACCCGGCAGUCUACCCCGACCCCGAGCAGUUCCGCCCAGAGCGUUUCUUGGACACGCCUACGCACAAGGCUGAACCUGAUCCGCGCACUUGGACAUUUGGAUACGGUCGUCGUGUGUGCCCAGGGCGCUAUGUCGCUGACAACGCCUUGUUCAUCACCAUCGCCCAGGUGCUAGCGGUUUUCAACAUCGAGAAGCCAGUCGACGCGAACGGGAAGCCGGUGGAGCCAGCACUAGAGUUCGAGCCAGGUGUCGUCAGCCACCCAGUGCCGUAUCGUGCCAUCAUUAAACCGAGGAGUGAGGUUCAUGAGAAGUUGAUCAAACAGUCGGAACUGCAGUAUCCGUGGGAGCCGAGUGACGCGAAGGCGUUGGCGACUGUGAAGUGGUAGAUAGACAUCGCACGAAAAUCAAAUUGUCAUCUCAACUCAAAAUUCAACCACCUUUUGCCUACUGCAUACAUGAUAGCGCUGCUGUGAACAUCAUAACGCACGGGACAAUGCACGUGGAUGGCGCGAUACCCUAGCAAUACGAGG